Molecule: messenger RNA, 5280 nt
Organism: Polyodon spathula (Mississippi paddlefish)
Lineage: Eukaryota; Metazoa; Chordata; Actinopteri; Acipenseriformes; Polyodontidae
Product: G patch domain-containing protein 8-like
Exons: 6
Coding region: 372-4403 (1343 amino acids)
Cellular component (GO): nucleus
Molecular function (GO): nucleic acid binding
Source: RefSeq, a predicted model, not a curated record
UAAACGGUUGUAGCAACACGUGGGGAUAUGUAACGCUAUAUUUUUCUGGACCCUGCUACUUACUCUUUAAAGGAAGUUUUGUAAUCGUGGAUUCUUAGGGCACACAGAAUUUAGGAAAGCAGAGUUUUUGAAUGAUUAUUGGAGAGCUGGUGUUUUUUAUGAAACAGACCCUCUCCUAUAUCACAGAUGCCCCAAGUCGCACACUCCCCACAGGUUUGUUUCAGCCAGGUCACACAGUGCCACAGAGGUAUGCAAUUCCACACCUCACCGAGGAAGGUCAGCUGGCUCGGAGAAACUGCUGUGGAGGUCAUCAUUUCAAACAAUGAUACAGCAGGACGGACCCUGUCCCGAUUAUCCUCAAGUAUGAUGUCAUGGGAAUGGGGAGAAUGGAAAUGGAGCUGGACUAUGCAGAGGAUGUGACAGAGAGGAGGCGAGCUCUGGAGGUGGAGAAGGAGGAUACAGAGGAGCUGAGACAGAAAUACAAGGACUAUGCCGAGAAGGAGAAGGCAAUCGCCAAAGCUCUGGAAGAUCUGAGAGCAAAUUUCUACUGCGAGCUGUGUGACAAGCAGUACCAAAAGCACCAGGAGUUCGACAACCACAUUAACUCCUAUGACCACGCACACAAGCAGAGACUGAAGGAACUGAAGCAACGUGAAUUUGCCCGAAAUGUUUCCUCGAAGUUGCGUCGAGAUGAGAAGAAGCAGGAGAAAGCACUGAGGCGACUGCAUGAGCUGGCAGAGCAGAGGAAGCAGCAGGAUUGCGCCCCAGGGAGUGGUCCCAUGUUCAAAGCCACCACAGUGGCAGUGGAUGAGGAGAGCAGUGAAGAUGGGAGCCCAGUCUUGGCUGGAGCCGGUGAGGGGGUGCCUGCAGAGGAAAAGGGAAUCCCCAGCUAUGGUCAGAUUGUUAGUGUGGCUUCACCCAAGCAGGCAGCCACAACUACCAUUCUCCCUAUCAAAAACAACUCUUCAACACCCCAGCCCAAAGUGGGAUUCUCCUUCUCCUUUGCCAAGAAGGUUCCAGUGAAGCUGGAGACCACAGCAUCAGUUUUCAAGGAGCUGGGAGAGGAGGUUUUGGCAGAUGAGUCUCAAAAGGAGGAAGAGGAGAAAGGUGGAUGCGACCCUUUAGUACCCCCUAAAUUCCCUGGCGGAGACAGCCCUCUGAGCACCCAGGCUAAGGCAGCCAGUGGGGGGGAGGAGGAACGACAAGACUCUGAGGGGGGAGCGCUGGCUUCCACACUCUCCAAACUGAAGAUGAUGAUGAAAAGAGAGGAGGGCGCUUCUCAUCAAGAACCCCAGUAUUACCAUUACAUCCCACCAGCGCACUGCAGGGUCAAGCCCAACUUUCAGUUCCUGCUGUUCAUGAGGGCUUCCGAUCAGAGCAGCUGUGGAGGGGAGAGCAGCAAACAGGGGGAAGGCAGACCAGGGGAUAUCAAACCCAAGGAGAUUCGGCAAAGAGAUAGCAAGCGAACUGAUUGCAAGCAUAAAGAGGAACACAAUUCUCACAAUCGGCAGAUAGCAGCUACUGCAGAGCCAGUGUCCAACAUGGUCAAAGUAACUGAGAAAGUGGGCUCCCCAAAAGUCACUUCUUCUGAAAAGCAACCAGUGGAAUACAACAAGACUGUUGCAAACGAUAGCCCCCGUCAGCCCUCUGGCCCUUUCUUUCCAGUCCUGAGUAAAGAUGAGAGUACCACCCUGCAGUGGCCAUCAGAGCUGCUGGAGUUCACUCGGGCUCAGCCUUCCCUCUCCUACAGCUGCAACCCUCUCUACUUUGAUUUUAAACUCUCACGAAAAAAAAAUGCCCAGGGAAAGUUAGCCGUAGAAGAGUCUGUCCCAGUUCAUGCUAGAGAGCAGCAAGCUGCGAGCCAAAAAGCCAGACUGGAGACUGAGAAGCCAACGGGGAAUACUGGAGAGGGCACAGGGAACAAACCGGAGCAAACAGCUGCGGCAAGUGGAGACAGAGAGACAGAGCCAGCAUUAACAAGCCCAGCCCCAAAGAAAGACAAAACGCUGAAGUCACACAAGCAGAAAAAGAAAAAGAAACACAAAAAGUCAUCCAAGCGGUCAAAGCGGAAGGAGAGGGGCAGCGGGGUAGGGAAGAGCAAAGAGGCUCCCGAUGAGAAAUGCAAGAGGAGGAAGAAGCACAAACGGAAGAAAUGCAAAAGUAGGGUAUCUGAGGAGAGGGAGAGCCAAGGGUUUCAGGCUACAGAGGUGUCAGGAGGAGGCAAGAGAAAUCACCAAAGGACAGCAACCGAGGAGAGCAGUAGAGGCAGCCAGGCCAAGAGCUCCGAGACAACCAGCUCUUCAGAAGAGCACAAUGAUGCCAAGCGACACAAAUCGGACCCAGUCGCUGUGGCCUCUUCCUCCUCUUCCCUGUGGAAACGAUCUUCCAGUCGGGGUAGAAGCCAGAGUCAGCAUGGGAUCAGCGAGGAAGACGAGAGUGAGGACGGUGACUCCUCCCGCAGGAAAUCGUCAAGCUCGCGGACACCGCGGCAGCACCAGCACUACAGUGAGGAGGACUCUGAAUGCUCUCUGAGCAGGUCCUCCCGGAGAGGGGGGCGUUGCCACAGCCAGCAAGCCUCGUCACACAGUCGCUCCGACUCCAGCAGCUCGGGCCGCUCCUCGAAGCGCAGCAGUCGCUACAGCGGACGCAGUGGCCGCAGCUCCUCGGACAGUUACAGUGACUACAGUGAGCGUUCGCGGCAGCGGAGCCAUUCCAAACACUCUCCUACCUCUGACUCUGACUGCUCCCGACACAGUCGUUCUCACAGGCGCCAGCACUCCUCAUCAGAGUCCAGUCGUUCACGCAGCAAUAGCAGGGGCCGGGAUAGCCAUUGGAGGCGCAGCCACCAUCGCAGCUCCUGCAGCAGCAGCCGCAGCCCCAGCUGGAAACGAAGCCAAAGCAGCUACAGCUGCAGUUCAGGCAGCCGGUCCCGCCGGUCAUCCAGCUCCACCAAGGGGUCCUCCAGGGGGGGGAACCGGCAUCGCGAGUCAUCUUCUGAGCUACGGCGUCGCAGGGACUUCAACCGCUCCAAAAUAUACCGUUCCCAGUCCCCACACUGCUCCUCCCGCACCCCAGCAAGGAGGGAGGAGACCAGGACUAGCAGCAGCAGCAGCAGCACCACCACCACCUCCCUUCAGAGGAACACGGCAGCUAGAGGAGGAGCAGCUUUGACCAACCCUGAACCAAAAACUGUAGUAGAGAGGAACUCGCUGACCCCCAGGCAGCUGCUAGAGAAAGUGCAGUCCCACAAGGGACCAGAAGAUGGUCCUACGGCAUCUGGGAAUGCAGGGAUCAAACUCAUGGAUCCUCCACAGGGGUACUUUGGCCCAAAGCUCCCUCCAUUACACUCGAACAAGGCUGUUUUUCCUUUGUUUGGGAAGCUGCCUGUGGUCAAAAACCCUCUGAUGUGCCGAUCAGACAGACUGGCAUCCGAGUGGGCAGAAGAGAUGGAAAUUCCUGAGGCAGAUGCGGCUGCUAGGGAGGUGGUAUUUGUGGAGCCCAUUCGAGAGUUCCCCCCCCGUCCUCCUCCUCUGCCGCCCCCUCCACAGCUUGGGGAGAAUGGACAAGCCCCCCAGAAGGGGAUGCCCACCAAAGCCUCUUCCUGCCUGUUUGAACCAGAGCCUGGCCACCUAUUCCAGCCCUAUCCCUCUGAGCCCUGCCAGGACCGUGCCAAAACACUGACUCCUCUGGAGCCCUUCCCUCCCGAGCUGCAACCUUUUCCAGGGUACACUCCCCAACCCCUGGAGAAAGAGGAGCCGGAAGUAGAAGAGGACUCCUCUUUGGCACCCCUGGAGAGCCAGCCUAUCACCUUCACCCCAGAGGAGAUGGAAAAGUACAGCAAGCUUCAGAUGGCAGCGCAGCAGCACAUCCAGCAGCAGCUCAUUGCCAAGCAAGUCAAGAGCUUCCCAGCGGCUGCCAACCUAGCACCUGCCCCAGCUCUACAGCCCAUCCACAUCCAGCAGCCUGCAGCAGCCACAGCUACAGCUACCUCCAUCACCACUGUGCAGCAUGCCAUCCUGCAGCACCAUGCCGCCGCUGCAGCUGCCAUCGGCCUCCACCCGCACCCGCACCCCCACCACCAUCACCCCCAGCAGCUGGCCCAGGUACACCACAUCCCCCAGCACCACCUAACCCCCUUCUCCCUCUCCCCGCUUGGCCACUCUCUUAUCCCAGCCCACCAUGCAGCCUUUCUGUCCAGCCAUCCCAUUCACAUCAUCCCAGCCUCAGCUAUCCACCACACCCAGCUGGCACUGCACCAUGUCCCCCACACUGCCCUCUACCCUACCCUGUUUGCCCCCCGACCCGCAGCUGCUGCUGCCGCUGCUGCCAUGCACCUUCACCCCCUCUUGCACCCCGUCUUCUCGGGGCAGGACCUGCAGCACCUCCCCAAUCAUAGCUCCUGAGAGACGGCAACUCUCUCACGGCAAGAGCCCCCCCAGGCUCAGCUCAAGCAGAAUUAGCUUUAAGCCCACGUCAAUUGAGUCCCAUUCAAUCAGAACUCCCUCCCUGUCACUGUAGAGAACACCCAACUCUUACCAGUAAGAAGAGAGCACAGCUCAUCAAUCAAACCAGGGUUCUUUUAUGUCUAAAUAUAUUUUCUGAGUGCAGGAGUUCAAAGCAUGAUCGUGCAUGACAGCUUGUGUUCACCAUAGGUGGCAUCUUAGAAGCUGUGAGGAGUGCUCAGAUUGAUUGCACUUAUUAAACUUUUGAAACAAUCACGUAACCCACGAGAGGAAGCACAAGGCACCCCCCUAAGCAGUUAGGAGGGGCUAAACAAUUAGGCUCCUCCUAAUUGUUUGGGGGGGGGGGGCAUCCAUAUAAACUGAACCAAUAGGGUCCUUGAGCUCCUGAACUUGUGGGAUUCUGGGCAGGGCCUAGAAAAGGGUUCUGAAAGGUGAGAGUUAAGGAAGGGCUGUGCUGGGGUGAAGUGAUCGCACAGCCAGGAAACAUGUUUACAGAGACUCAAAGUUUUUUGGGGUUUUUUUCACAUCCAUAUGAAGGGACUGCAGACUUGCUAUGUGUGUCGGUAAGGACAGGCAAUCUUUUCUUUGUAAAACCCAGAUCCUUCAAUCCUCCGCAUGUGUGCCCUGCUGAAACUGCGCCCACAGGUGACCUCAUUCAUCCCUCUGCCUUGAGGUCGGGAAUAUUGUGUUAAUGCAUUAACCAUUUUGAUUACUUUUCACCUGCAUUGUCUAUUGCAAAAAAAGAUUUGGGAGUUUUUAAAAGAGCUUGUACAUGAUUGAGGAAUCUCUGAGAAUAAAUGAAGUGUAUAAAUUGUAA